UCGCGAGGGUAAGGGGCCGGAAGAUGAGAGGUCGGAGGUUGGAGUUUGCAGCGUGUCAGGCGGUUGAAACCGGGGUGGCUGAGAAAGAGUGGCCGGUAUUGACCACUGACAGUUAAAGGAGGCAGAAAAGGCUGUCGGUGGGAUUUAUUGUGGAACACGGGAACUUCUACGCUAACAGAAAUGUCGUAUUGCAAGCAGGAAGGUAAGGAUCGCAUAAUCUUUGUCACCAAAGAGGAUCACGAAGCGCCCAGCAGCGCUGAACUGAUAGCUGAUGACCCCAAUGACCCUUACGAGGAUCAAGGCCUCAUCCUGCCGAGUGGGGAGAUUAACUGGAACUGCCCUUGCCUAGGGGGCAUGGCCAGCGGACCGUGCGGGGAGCAGUUCAAGUCGGCUUUCUCCUGCUUCCACUACAGCACAGAGGAGGUGAAGGGCUCAGACUGUGUGGAUAAGUUCCGUGGGAUGCAGGAGUGCAUGCAGAGGUACCCCGAGCUGUACCCCCAGGAGGACGACAACGAGAGCGCCUCACCCCCCAACCAAGACUCCGCCCCUGAGCCUGACUCCACCCCCACCUCAGAGGACACGCCCCCCACAGAGAGCUCAGCCACCAGCUAAUGACAAAUGCUCCAUCGUGUAGCCUUUCCACUGCAGCCACUGAGGGGGAGGUACGAGUCUCAGGUUGCGGAUAUGCGUAUCGGCACAUUGGGUCCCACUGGCUGGAUUCAUUAGGAUCAGAAGCGGCUAAGAUGUGAAGGGAAAGAUCUCAAAGCUUUAGGAAGUCCAUGGAAAAACACGGAAGAGCUACAAUUGCCUUCAUUUCCCCUCGCCUUCCCUGCAUUUGACGUGGAGAGGAGGAUCCCCGAGAUGAAUGAAACUUUUGUUUGACUGACUGAGAGCAGCAGCACUAUUUAUGGAGGAACCUGAAAUUCUCCAGUAGUGUGUCGUACCCCGGUGCCCUUACGUCGAUGGUGUGAUGUUGCCCUUUGUAACCGUUCACAGGCUACAUACUAGUGAAAAUAGUGCAACUGGAAAUUUUUUUUGACUGAUACUUGUAAGCCUACAGUCAGACCUGGAGUUUAGUUCUAACAGCGUACUCUCUGCAGUAUGACAUUAAGCAGUUACUGGUCUCUAUGAUGCUGCUGGUUCUAGGUGAGAACACUGACUUUCUAUGCAAACCUUUCCAGAGAAGCAGGCCGGGGUGCAUGAAGUCUUUGCAGUGAGGGUCCUUAAUGCCACUGAUAAGGGGAAGAGCUCUGGGGACAAAGGCGGUGUAUGCAGAGUCCUGCAGUUUUCGUGUUUCUCUUUUCACAUUCACAGCUUUAAUGUACCAUGACAUCCUUCUUAGCCAGUAAUUAACUGUUAUUAAAUAGACCACUCUCUUGC
Brienomyrus brachyistius is the source of this 1380-nucleotide messenger RNA. It is a transcript of the gene chchd4a, whose product is annotated as coiled-coil-helix-coiled-coil-helix domain containing 4a. The transcript has 3 exons. Gene Ontology annotation, biological process: protein import into mitochondrial intermembrane space. The coding region runs from base 181 to 612 and encodes 143 amino acids. Gene Ontology annotation, molecular function: protein-disulfide reductase activity. Gene Ontology annotation, cellular component: mitochondrial intermembrane space. The record is from RefSeq and is a predicted model, not a curated record. NCBI's taxonomy places the organism in Eukaryota, Metazoa, Chordata, Actinopteri, Osteoglossiformes, Mormyridae.